This is a messenger RNA of Perognathus longimembris pacificus (Pacific pocket mouse), 876 nucleotides long. It is a transcript of the gene Lrrc10b, whose product is annotated as leucine rich repeat containing 10B. NCBI's taxonomy places the organism in Eukaryota, Metazoa, Chordata, Mammalia, Rodentia, Heteromyidae. Gene Ontology annotation, molecular function: protein binding. The coding region runs from base 1 to 876 and encodes 291 amino acids. The record is from RefSeq and is a predicted model, not a curated record. The transcript has a single exon.
AUGGGCAUCGCCGAGUCCACGCCGGACGAGCUGCCGUCGGACGCCGAGGAGCAGCUGCGCAGCGGCGAGCAGCAGCUGGAGCUGAGCGGGCGGCGGCUGCGGCGGCUGCCGGGCGCCGUGUGCGCGCUGGGCCGCCUGCAGAAGCUGUACGUGAGCGGCACGGGGCUGCGCGAGCUGCCCGAGGAGAUCGAGGAGCUGCGCGAGCUGCGCAUCCUGGCGCUGGACUUCAACAAGCUCGAGCGCCUGCCCGACGGCCUGUGCCGCCUGCCGCGCCUCACGCGCCUCUACCUGGGCGGCAACCGGCUGCUGGCGCUGCCCGCCGACUUCGCGCAGCUGCAGAGCCUGCGCUGCCUCUGGAUCGAGGGCAACUUCCUGCGGCGCUUCCCGCGGCCGCUGCUGCGCCUGGCGGCGCUGCAGUCGCUGCAGAUGGGCGACAACCGGCUGCGCGCGCUGCCCGCCGAGCUGCCGCGCAUGACCGGCCUGCGCGGCCUCUGGCUCUACGGCAACCGCUUCGAGGAGUUCCCGCCCGCCCUGCUGCGCAUGGGCCGCCUGCACAUCCUCGACCUCGACCGCAACCGUCUGGGCGGCUUCCCGGACCUGCACCCGCUGCGCGCCCUGCGCGUCUUCUCCUACGACCACAACCCCGUCACCGGGCCCCCGCGCGUCGCCGACACCGUCUUCCUCGUGGGCGAGGGCGCCGUCGAACGCAUGGCCGAGCGGGACGAACCGACGCCCCGGCCGCCGCCGCGCCGUCCUCGGGCCUUUGAGGAUGAGGAGGAAGAAGAUCUCCUCAUCGGGGGCGCCGCCCCCCGGGCCCUGGGGCCUCCGGGGGACAGCCUUGGAGCCCUGGAAGGGGCUCCGGGGAUGGGCACCUGA